AUGGUGGGGCUGGGGCUGGCGGGUGAAGCUCUCCCUGCCCUGCUUUCCCCUGCAGAGCUGGGGGCGGCUGUCUGCGAGUUCUUCCACCGAGGGCUGUGCACCAAGGGCGUGCGAUGCCCCUUCCGGCACGUCGCCGGGGAGAAGACGGUGGUGUGCAAGCACUGGCUGCGCGGGCUCUGCAAGAAAGGUGACGGGUGCGACUUCCUGCACGAGUACGACGCGACCAAGAUGCCAGAGUGCUAUUUCUACUCCAAGUUCGGCGAGUGCAGCAACAAGGACUGUCCCUUCCUGCACAUUGAUGCCACCACCAGCACCGUGGGCUGUCCCUGGUACGACCGUGGAUUCUGCAGGCACGGUCCCCUGUGCAAGUACAAGCACACGCGGAGGGUGAUGUGUGCCAACUACCUCGUCGGCUUCUGCCCAGAAGGACCCAAGUGCAAAUUCAUGCACCUCAAGGCCGGGCUGAUGACGAGCAGCAAGGAUCCAUCCAAGAGCCUGCCCAAACAAGGCAUCUGCUUCAAGUGCAGACAGAAAGGUCACUACGCCAGCGAGUGUGAGAAGACUCAGCUGGAAAUCCUGCUGGGGAAGUGA
Balearica regulorum gibbericeps (East African grey crowned-crane) is the source of this 591-nucleotide messenger RNA. Lineage: Eukaryota; Metazoa; Chordata; Aves; Gruiformes; Gruidae. The record is from RefSeq and is a predicted model, not a curated record.